AUGAGGGUCCCUGUGAAUAGUCAGUACUGCUUCUUUCUUUUCUGGAGGAUGCCCAUUCCAGAACUGGAUCCAUCAGAGCUGGGAAGCCUGGAUCUGUCAGAUACAUCCAUCUACAAGGUCAAGGACAACAGCAUUGUCAAAAUGAUCCAGCAAGCAACUGAAACAGAGCAGGAGAAAAUCCCUGAAGGUGCCCUCCUUUAGUGCAGCACCUUCAAGUUCUGGAGAACUCACAUUGCCAGCAUCCAAUCCUUCGAACUGGACUUACUCUAA
Messenger RNA from Eptesicus fuscus (big brown bat), 270 nucleotides. RefSeq names its product protein AF1q-like. Lineage: Eukaryota; Metazoa; Chordata; Mammalia; Chiroptera; Vespertilionidae. The record is from RefSeq and is a predicted model, not a curated record. Gene Ontology annotation, biological process: apoptotic signaling pathway; positive regulation of mitochondrial depolarization; positive regulation of release of cytochrome c from mitochondria. Gene Ontology annotation, cellular component: nucleoplasm; cytosol.